Molecule: messenger RNA, 1494 nt
Organism: Pieris rapae (cabbage white)
Lineage: Eukaryota; Metazoa; Arthropoda; Insecta; Lepidoptera; Pieridae
Product: hemicentin-2-like
Exons: 6
Coding region: 193-1194 (333 amino acids)
Biological process (GO): synapse organization
Cellular component (GO): neuron projection membrane
Source: RefSeq, a predicted model, not a curated record
GGCCGCUGCGGCCGUACGUGUUUCUGGUGUUCCCGCGCUCGGCAGUGCAGUGCUUGUGACAACGCGCCAAAACGCGCGCCCACUUGAAUGAUCUGUUUGUGUACCCUCGGCUUGUUUUGUGAUUAUCCUGCUAUGGGCACCGCCUGAGGAUUUUCUCUCCUCUAUCGUGUCGCGGCGACAGUGGGCCGCGGCAUGUGGCGGCGUCACGCGCUCACCGCCGCCCUUGUGCUCGCCGCGCAUCUUAUCAAAGUUCUGUCGUGCGGCGAGGCGCGUAGCACAGGCGGCGCGGGGGGGGCAGGCAACGCAGGCCGCGCGAGGCGCUAUGUGGGGCUGUACACAGGCCCCUACUUUGACCCGGCGGCGCCGAACAAUGUGACAGCACAACUGGGCACGCAUGCCUACCUGCCCUGCAAGGUGCGCCAGCUUAGCAACAAAUCAGUCUCUUGGAUCCGACGCCGUGACGCACACAUCCUCACCGUCGACCGAUUCACCUUCAUCGCCGAUGAGCGCUUCCAGGCCUUCCUCGUCGAGGCUACAGACACAUGGACGCUGCAGGUCAAGUACGUGCAGCCACGCGACGCUGGUCUCUACGAAUGCCAGGUCGGGACCGAGCCAAAGAUGAGUCACUUCGUGCAGCUAAAUGUUGUGGUGCCUAAGAUUGAAAUCGCAGGCGAAAGCGAGAUCUACGUGAAAGCGGGCAGCACAGUGAGCCUGAAAUGCGUAAUCACGCAGGCGUUGGAAGAGCCCGCCUACAUAUUCUGGUACCACAACGAUCAGCGAGUGCUGAGCUAUCGGCGCGGUCUUCGCGAUAUCCGAGUAGAGCGGCUGGGACCCGACACCACCGUGGGUCACCUCGUCCUACACCAUCCUGUGCGCGAAGACUCCGGCAACUACUCCUGCGCACCAUCCAACCUUGACUCAGCUUCCGUCGUACUCCACGUGCUUAGUGGUGAGCAACCAGCCGCUAUGCAGCAUGGCAAUGCGGCGCGACCCGCUGCACCCAAUGUUGCACUAUUGACUUUAGGUGCCCUCACCGCAUUAUGGGGUAUGUCACGGGGACCACGAGUUCCAUCGCGGGGUGAUCCAGGCCGGGGUUUAGCGUUAUUGCUAGCUCCAUUCAUUCCGCUUAUCCGUCUGCUUGUAUUCGUGAUGUCUACACUGAUCCUGUGUCACGACGAAGAUGAUCCCCAAUAGCGGAUGGCGCAUCGUCCGGCCGUAGACAUAGAAUGUUCUCGGCCAUUGAUAGAAUACUUUCCCAGAAUACAUGAGGAACAUCUGAACACCGACAUGUGAUGUGUAAAUAGUAAUUUAAUUAAAUUUUGAAUAAUAUAAUGAUCGUCACAAACGGUACCCACUGAAUAUAAUGUGUUUUAUAUAUUUAAAAAUAAUGUCUGAACUAGUGUGACCCUCGCGAGGCCGGUAUGUUUAUCGAUAGUCCACUCGAACCAUGACUUGUGAACGUCGCUUUUGUAAACUUGUAAAUAUUAUUGAUAA